Messenger RNA from Manduca sexta (tobacco hornworm), 2155 nucleotides. RefSeq names its product serine/arginine-rich splicing factor 4. The record is from RefSeq and is a predicted model, not a curated record. NCBI's taxonomy places the organism in Eukaryota, Metazoa, Arthropoda, Insecta, Lepidoptera, Sphingidae. The coding region runs from base 2 to 2074 and encodes 690 amino acids. The transcript has 2 exons.
CAUGGAAACACUAGCUGACCGUCGCUCCAGCGAUGAGGUGGACAGCCGCCGCUCCAUGCAAACAUUAGCAAACCGUCGCUCCAGCGAUGAGGUGGACAGCCGCCGCACCAUGGAAACAAUAGCAAACCGUCGCUCCAAGGAUGAGGUGGACAGCCGCCGUGAAAGAAAUGAAGUUAACAGCCGCCUCGUCAUGGAAUCAUUAGCAAACCGUCGCUCCAGCGUUGAGGUGGACAGCCGCCGCUCCAUGCAAACAUUAGCAAACCGUCGCUCCAAGGAUGAGGUGGACAGCCGCCGUGAAAGAAAUGAAGUUAACAGCCGCCUCGUCAUGGAAUCAUUAGCAAACCGUCGCUCCAAGGAUGAGGUGGACAGCCGCCGCACCAUGGAAACAUUAGCAAGCCCUCGUUCCAGGGAUGAGGUGGACAGCCGCCGCACCAUGGAAACAUUAGCAAACCGUCGCUCCAGGGAUGAGGUGGACAGCCGCCGUGUAAGGAAUGAAGUAGAUAGCCCCCGCGCCAUGGAAACACUAGCUGACCGUCGCUCCAGCGAUGAGGUGGACAGCCGCCGCUCCAUGCAAACAUUAGCAAACCGUCGCUCCAGCGAUGAGGUGGACAGCCGCCGCACCAUGGAAACAAUAGCAAACCGUCGCUCCAAGGAUGAGGUGGACAGCCGCCGUGAAAGAAAUGAAGUUAACAGCCGCCUCGUCAUGGAAUCAUUAGCAAACCGUCGCUCCAGCGUUGAGGUGGACAGCCGCCGCUCCAUGCAAACAUUAGCAAACCGUCGCUCCAAGGAUGAGGUGGACAGCCGCCGUGAAAGAAAUGAAGUUAACAGCCGCCUCGUCAUGGAAUCAUUAGCAAACCGUCGCUCCAAGGAUGAGGUGGACAGCCGCCGCACCAUGGAAACAUUAGCAAGCCCUCGUUCCAGGGAUGAGGUGGACAGCCGCCGCACCAUGGAAACAUUAGCAAACCGUCGCUCCAGGGAUGAGGUGGACAGCCGCCGCGCCACGGAAACAUUAGCAAAUCGUCGCUCCAGGGAUGAGGUGGACAGCCACCGCACCACGGAAACAUUAGCAAACCGUCGCUCCAGAGAUGAGAUGGACAGCCGACGCGCCAUGGAAUCAUUAGCAAGCCGUCGCUCCAGGGAUGACGUGGACAGCCGCCGUUCCAUGGAAACAUUAGUUUACCGUCGCUCCAGGGAUGAGGUGGACAGCCGCCGUGUAAGGAAUGAAACAGACAGCCCCCGCGCCAUGGAAACACUAGCUGACCGUCGCUCCAGGGAUGAGGUGGACAGCCGCCGCUCCAUGCAAACAUUAGCAAGCCGUCGCUCCAGGGAUGAGGAGGUCAGCCGCCGCUCCAUGGAAACAUUAGCUAACCGUCGCUUCAGGGAUGAGGUGGACAGCCGCCGCGCCAUGGAAACAUUAGCAAGCCGUCGUUCCAGGGAUGAGGUGGACAGCCGCCGCGCCAUGGAAACAUUAGCAAACCGUCGUUCUGGAGAUGAGAUAGAUAGCCGCCGAGCCAUGGAAACAUUACAUGGCCGUCGCGCCAGGGAUGAGAUAGACAGUCGCCAUUUAAGAAAUGAAGUGGAUAGAAGCGGUAUGGAUACAGUUCUUCGCACUCGUUUUGACAACAGUAUCAUUCUUAAUUCGAAUAGAAUGGUAUCGAAGUGUAGAAAAAUGAUUACCAGUUUUGCGAAUGACCGUAGACCUCGAUUAACUGAUCUAAGUGUAAAUCGAAACUCUGUGACGCGUGUUGACUUCUUUAUACGCAGAAAUAUAUCUGGAGUUUUUAGAGAACAUCUAUCUAACGAAAAAAAUAUAAUGGAACAAGAUACAACGUAUGCACGACUUCAAAAUAUCAGAGCAUCCAGAAAUAACGAACAGGCACUUUCUACGAAUGAAGAACUGAAGUAUCCUCAAGACAUCUUGCCUAUUAACUGGCAACAUGUAUUAUACACACUUCAAGCGAUUUAUUUAUGCGGCGUACUUGUGCAGAUUUUCAAUGAAAAUGUAUCGAAGAAACAUAAAACAAAAUCUCUCUCCUGGUGGAUUCCUCAGACAACUUUUAUUAAGGUCAACUAAGGUUUCAACAUAUCGAAUAUAGAGCUAUGCCAAAAGACCACUUGUAUUGUUAAAAUGGAUAAAUUGUAAUAUUAUAUUGUA